This is a messenger RNA of Beta vulgaris subsp. vulgaris (sugar beet), 2309 nucleotides long. Its product is annotated as probable alkaline/neutral invertase B. Bases 263 to 1996 code for a protein of 577 amino acids. The transcript is spliced from 5 exons. The record is from RefSeq and is a predicted model, not a curated record. Gene Ontology annotation, biological process: sucrose catabolic process. Gene Ontology annotation, molecular function: endo-alpha-N-acetylgalactosaminidase activity; sucrose alpha-glucosidase activity. NCBI's taxonomy places the organism in Eukaryota, Viridiplantae, Streptophyta, Magnoliopsida, Caryophyllales, Amaranthaceae.
UACAAUUUACAUGGGUUUUUGAUCAUUUCACUUAAUUACCCUCCUUUAUUUGUUUAUGAAUUUUGUAAAAAAAUUAAUGGAGAUUUGAAUUUUGUAAAAAUAUAAUUUUUACUUCUAUAAAUAUUUCACUUUGUAUGGUGGGAUCCGUUUCUUUUCUCUCUCCAUUUAUUGCACAAGUGAAGUUGGUAGGGUGGUUUUCCUAAGGUUCCCGUGACAUAAUUCAGCAUCAGAUUUCAUCUCUUUAACUUUUUUGUCUUUAAGAAUGUACGGGCUAUCAGUGGAAGUUCCACAGAAUGGAAAUAUAAGCCCGUGUGAUGUAUCAUGCGCAUUAGAUGAAACUGAAGAUUGUGAUUUAGCAAAGCUAUUGGAUAAGCCACGGACCUUGACUAUGGAGAACAGACAAAGAUCCCUUGAUGAAAGGUCUCUUGGUGACUUUCUCAUGUCUCCUCGGAUGUCUACAAGAAAUGCUGAUAAUAUUUCUCGUUUAAGUGAUCAUCUAGAAAAUGUUUUUGGAUCUGGUCGGCGAUCUGGUAUCAACACCCCGAGGUCUGGUUUCAGUACCCCUAGAUCGCAUUCUAGCUUUGAGCCUCACCCCAUUGUUGGUGAAGCCUGGGAUGCAUUGCGACGUUCUUUGGUUUAUUUUCGUGGUCAACCUGUUGGGACUAUUGCAGCCUCCGAUUAUUCCGAGGAAAAACUCAACUAUGAUCAGGUCUUUGUAAGAGAUUUUGUUCCAAGUGCAUUGGCUUUUCUGAUGAAUGGGGAACCUGAAAUUGUUAAAAAUUUCCUUCUGAAAACACUUCGCCUACAAUCAUGGGAGAAAAAGAUAGACCGGUUUCAACUAGGGGAAGGAGUGAUGCCAGCUAGCUUUAAAGUAUUUCAUGAUCCAGUGAGAAACCAUGAGACUUUGAUUGCAGACUUUGGCGAAAGUGCAAUAGGAAGAGUUGCCCCCAUUGAUUCAGGGUUCUGGUGGAUCAUAUUGCUUCGAGCAUACACAAAAAGUACAGGAGAUACUUCUUUAGCUGAAAAGCCAGAAUGCCAGAAGGGUAUGCGCCUCAUUCUCAGCUUGUGUCUUUCUGAGGGUUUUGAUACAUUUCCAACUCUUCUCUGUGCUGAUGGUUGCUGCAUGAUUGAUCGUAGAAUGGGUGUUUAUGGAUAUCCACUCGAAAUCCAAGCCUUGUUCUUCAUGGCUUUAAGGUGUGCUUUACUUUUGCUUAAGCAAGAUGACGAGGGGAAGGAUUGCAUUGAGCGGAUAGUUAAGCGUCUCCAUGCUUUGAGCUUCCACAUGAGAACUUACUAUUGGAUGGACUUCAAGCAGCUUAAUGAUAUAUAUCGAUACAAAACAGAAGAGUACUCUCAUACUGCUGUAAACAAAUUUAAUGUGAUGCCAGAUUCUCUUCCUGAAUGGGUCUUUGAUUUCAUGCCAUGUCGUGGUGGAUACUUCAUUGGAAAUGUCAGCCCGGCAAAGAUGGAUAUCCGUUGGUUUUGCUUAGGAAACUGUAUUGCAAUCCUUUCAUCCUUAGCCACAGCGGAACAAUCCACCGCUAUCAUGGAUCUUAUAGAAGCAAGGUGGGACGAAUUGGUUGGUGAGAUGCCAUUAAAAGUUUGCUAUCCUGCCAUAGAGAGCCAUGAUUGGCGCAUUAUAACAGGAUGUGACCCUAAGAACACCAGAUGGAGCUAUCAUAAUGGGGGAUCCUGGCCAGUGCUCUUAUGGCUCCUAAUAGCCGCAUGCAUCAAAACUGGACGCCCGCUGAUUGCCAGACGUGCCAUUGAACUUGCAGAGGCUCGGUUAUUGAAAGACAACUGGCCCGAGUAUUAUGACGGGAAGCAGGGAAGAUACGUUGGGAAGCAAGCGCGGAAGUUUCAGACAUGGUCUGUUGCUGGUUAUCUGGUGGCAAAGAUGAUGUUAGAGGACCCUUCACAUUUGGGUAUGAUUUCUCUCGAGGAAGAUAAACAGAUGAAGCCUGUCAUGAAAAGAUCAGCUUCCUGGACCACCUAAUUCAAGAAUCUUUCUUCUAAUUAGCUUAGGUGUGUAGAUCCUAGUUCAUUGUAAACCAUAAUGUGAGACUACUUUGCUUUUUGUCUUCUUUGUAAAUGCAUUUAUCUUGCUUAGGUGAUUCCCUUCCCAUGAUCAGUCGCAAAUUAUAUUAUAUUACGUGACUUUGUGCACGACGCAUGUGAUUCACGCACUAGCUAGGUGCUAUGCACACCAAGAUGAUCUGGUGCGUGUGAUGCAUGCGUUGGAGGUGUAUACGCUACUGUGUUCUUUGCACUUGGUUGCUUAAUAUACAAACUGCUGAUUUAUGGUGCUA